Thunnus maccoyii (southern bluefin tuna) is the source of this 5865-nucleotide messenger RNA. RefSeq names its product ArfGAP with RhoGAP domain, ankyrin repeat and PH domain 2 (gene arap2). Bases 303 to 5309 code for a protein of 1668 amino acids. Gene Ontology annotation, biological process: positive regulation of GTPase activity; signal transduction. Gene Ontology annotation, molecular function: protein binding; GTPase activator activity; phosphatidylinositol-3,4,5-trisphosphate binding. The transcript is spliced from 34 exons. The record is from RefSeq and is a predicted model, not a curated record. Lineage: Eukaryota; Metazoa; Chordata; Actinopteri; Scombriformes; Scombridae.
AAAAGCCGCGUAAAGUGGGCACGAGACUGAAACAAACUGGUUACUUUGUCACGCGUCAAAUUUAGGAUUGUUUACAGGUGAUUUUAGUAGUGAUUUCUAUCAUCUAUCAGUAAUUUAGGCGUGUUAAAAUAAGUAUUACAAGAAGGUGAAGGAAGCUGCGUCACUCAGACUUGUUUGUAACUCAAAAGAGGAGAAGUGGACAUGACAAGAUGUUGAUGUUCAAAGCUGGACCACUACAUCCUCUGAAGUUCCUUACAUUCAUCAGCUUCUUCCUGACGUGGCAGAUGUGAGACUAGAGAAUCAUGUUGGAGCCUCCAGAGCCCAGCCAGGAGAUCAAGGACUGGCUAUGCACCCUCCGCCUGUCCCAGUACACCCCAUAUUUCCAGCAGAGAGGCUACCAUGUUCUGGAAGACUGCAAAGACCUCACAGAUGAGCGCCUCCUGGAGCUCAGAGUGUUUCCAACAGGCCAUCGUAGACGCAUCCUCCGCAGUUUGGAAGCGCUACGUGUGACGCAGCAGAGCGGAGGAGAGGAAGAUGAAGAGGGAGGGCUAGAGAACGGCAGGGGCCAGAGGAAACCCGUGCUACACCCAAGACAUAUUUUCCUGCCAGAUAAAAAGAGGGGGACUUCAUGUCAGCACCCUCAGUCAAAUGAGAAGAGCGAGUAUGAUUUGGAGGGAAGUCAGAGUUUGCCUCCAGGAGCAGGACUGGGAUCAGAAUUUGAGGACAUCCCAAAGAGAAAUGUCCGCCCACCUCUACCAGCCCCACGUAAUCCCCAGAACAUCCAAAAGUCCACAUCUCAACAUACCAGCGUCCCUGCCUCCAUGUUGUCCUCCAGUAGCAGCAGCAGCAGUGAGUCCAUCUCCAUUUCUGAAAUCCCCUCAGACUGGGAGGUUUCCUCAGAAGAGCCCUCGCUGUCUAGCACCGACUCUGUCCUCCACCCAACCCUUAGCGAAGACCAAGGAGGUUUUCAAUGCGAGAUGGUAGAAAACUCCAUCUAUGAGAUGCAUACGAGUUUUAAGGUUGCUAAAGGUCCACGGCUCACUCGCUCCUACCGGCUGAGGCACCGGCCUGUCCCUGAGAUCCCAAAUCAGACCAUGCCACCACUGCAGGACAGGAGCGCAACACCAGCGCAAACAACCAGCCCUGAACACCUAACCGGCUUCGAAGGUCCCACCGGUGCAAACGGCAUACAGAAAGCUCCACUUCAAAGAACCUUGACACCUAUUGCUCCCUAUGGAGAAACGUUCCUGUACAACAGACCAGAAAGUGUUCCGGACCAAGGCGGUAAAGAAGUGUUACAGAAGGGUUUUAAAGACAAGAUAAAACAGAAAAAACAGAGAAGAAAGAUUCUCAAAAAGAGAGAUUCAAAGGAAAAAGAGUCUCCUCCUGCUCCAACUAUCCCAGACUCCUACAAAGAUGAAUACUCAACAGUAGUUGAGUGUGCCAGCAUUUUGCCGCAAGCAAGUUUUGACCAAGGUUUCGCGGUAACCCCCAAUGCUCUUGCUGUUGGUGCAGCGGCCUCUGGCUCCGUCUCUCAGGGAGGCUCCUUGAUCAUGGUGGAGUGUGACCUCUACUCAGAGCCUGCAGACGCUCUGAGGGGAGCGAGCAUAAAUGCACUGCCCGAUAUUUCCCCGUAUGCAUGCUUCUAUGGAGCCCCCAAACACAAGGUGCUCAAAGUGGGUUGGCUGGACAAGCUGUCGCCUCAAGGAAAAUGUGUUUUUCAAAGGAGGUGGGUGAGAUUUGACGGCAAGAGUCUGGCUUACUACAACAAUGACAAGGAGAUGUAUUCCAAAGGUAUGAUCCUGGCCAGCGGCAUCAGACAGGUGCGAGGAUUGGGCGACAACAAGUUUGAGGUAGUCACCACCCUUCGGACCUUCAUUUUCCGGGCUGAUAGAGAAGGGGAGCGCCAGGAGUGGAUGGAAACUCUUCAGACGGCCAUGCGCCCCCCUGCCUGCAGCUUCCAGAAGCGCUCAAGCCUCCCCCACCAGUCCUCCACAAACAAACGAGGCUUGCUGGAGCUCCGCGGUUACAAAGGCAGAGUGCUGGUGUCCCUGGCGGGGAGUAAAGUCAGGCUCUGCAAAACAGAACAGGACUACAAAGCGGGCCUGGCUAUUGCUGAAGUGGAACUAACUGCUGCCAAUAUUAGAGACGUGGACCGCAGGGGCUUUGAAAUCAACACACCCUUCAAGAACUUCUGCUUCACGGCCGAGUCAGAAGGGGAGAAGGAGGAGUGGAUUGAAGCGGUCCAAGAAUCGAUCGCCGAGACACUGUCCGACUAUGAAGUGGCGGAGAAGAUCUGGUUCAACGAGGCCAACAGGAGCUGCGCCGACUGUCGUGCCCCGCAGCCGGAGUGGGUGUCCGUCAAUCUGGGCGUGGUCAUCUGUAAGAAGUGUGCAGGGCAGCACCGCUCCCUCGGCCCAAGUAUCUCCAAAGUGCGGAGCUUGAAGUUGGACAGCAGUAUCUGGAGCAAUGAGCUAGUGGAGCUCUUCCUGGAGGUGGGAAACAGGAAUGCUAACAGUUUCUGGGCCUCUAAUCUUCCCUUGGAGGAGGAACUUUACAGCGGGGCUUCGGCGGAGCAGCGUGCCACGUUCGUCCGCAGGAAGUACAGGGAGAGAAAAUACCGGAAGGUCCUGGAGGGUUUUUAUGACUUGGAGCAGCUCAACCAGGCACUGUGUGCAGCUGUGGUGUUGCCUGGCGUCCUGCAGACCAUGGAGCUGGUGUUCAGCGGGGCAGAUGUUAUGUGUGCCACUGGGGAUCCAACCUGUUCCACCCCGUACCUCUUGGCCCAACGUGCUGGACAGAGGCUGCAGAUGGAGUUCCUGCACCAGAACAAACUAUCUGAUUUUCCCAUACUAGAGCAGUGGUCGGAGAACGCCUCCCUGUCCGAUGCUUCGCUCUUCAUGGAUGGCUUCCUCUACAUCUCCUCUGGCCCUGCUAAGACGGCGCUGGACCGCCGCGGAAGAGAUGAAAUUCUACGUCGUUGGUGCACAUUGGAGGGCGGCUUCCUGAGUUAUUAUGAGAGUGAGCGAAACCCAUCAGCCAUCGGCAGGGUGGACAUCACCGAGGUGGUCAGCUUGGCAGUCAGCAACACUGAGACAAUGACUGGAGCAGGGGCUGUGUUUACUGUGGAGCUGUACCUGCAGACAGAGCGAGUACUGAUUGUCGGAGCUGAAACACAGGAAACGCAGCACGACUGGAUCCAGGCGCUAACAAAGUGCUUCAUCCCUUCUAAAGUGGAGGGACUGGUGCAGAGAGACAGCGAGCUGAUUGGCAAACUCCACUACAAAGAAGGCCACGACCUGUACCACUGGAGACUGGGCUGGUUCGCGCUGGAAGGCUCUGCCCUGCACUUCAGUUCAGGAGAAGAGGCAGGAGAGGAGGAAGUCCUUCAACUCAAACAACUGCAUGAGCUCACUGUCUCUACACAUACCGAGGGUGAGGACAAGAUCCAAGUUCUGCUGAUGGUGGAGGGCGGAAGAACAGUUUACAUCCAUGGCUUCAACAAGAUGGACUUCACACUGUGGCACUCUGCCAUCACACAGGCUGCAGGCACGGACGGCAAUGCGCUCAGCGACCAGCAGCUGACGAAAAACGGUGUCCCCAUUAUAGUGGACAGUUGCAUCGCUUUUGUCACUCAGUAUGGUUUGUGCCAGGAGGGGGUCUACCAGAAGCCAGGAGACCCCGGCCGAGUGGCCCUCCUCCUGGAGGAGUUCACUCGCAACGCCCGUAACGUCAAGCUGAGAGAGAAGGAACACCAUUUGGAGGACGUCGCGGGCACACUGAAGGACUUCUUAUCCCAGGCGGAAGAUGCACUGCUGACCAAGGAGCUCUAUCCAUACUGGGUGUCAGCUCUGGAUGAGAAGGACGAGAAGCAGAGAGUGAAAAAGUACUCCACUUUCAUAGAGAGUUUGCCUAAGAUAAACAGGUCAACCCUUGAAGCUCUGCUCCAGCAUCUUUACAGGAUUCAGCAGUGUUCCCACCUCAACCAGAUGCCGAGUGAAAAACUGGCCUCUGUGUUCUCCUCCUGCCUGUUCCAGACUGGAGGACAAACCCCACAGGAAAUUAACGUGGUCCAUGACCUCAUCAACAACUACAUUACGCUCUUCAGUGUCAAUGAAGACCAGGUGCAACAGAUGGAGAGAGAGAAUAGUUUCAUCACACGCUGGAACGACAAAAAGGACACCACAUUCUCUCCAGCUGGGGACUUGAUCUUCGAGGUGUACCUGGAAAAGAGAAAACCAGAGAACUGCUGUUUAAUCAAGGUCUCUCCCAGCAUGCGGUCUACGGAGCUCGCAGAAAGCGCGCUGAGUAUGAGGAACAUCACCUUUAACACCGAUGACUUGUGGACCACCUUUGAAGUAAUUGAGAACGGAGAACUAGAGCGACCGUUGCACCACAGUGAGAAGAUUCUUGAGCAGGUGCUGGAGUGGAGCACACUGGAAUGCCCUAGCUCUGCUUUUCUUGUCAUGAAGAAAUUUGCAGGGGCCGAAAGAGUGGCUGAUGGGAAAGACCAAAGGCAGUUUAUAAAAGGCGACUAUCUGAAGUUCAACGAUGGAUCCAGCAAACUGCUGUCAGGCCACAAAUUCCAGGACAAAUACGUUGUGCUGCGUGCGGAGCAGUUGCUGCUCUACAGAGAUAUCAAAAGCGCUAAAGCAGAGAAAGUGAUCCAGCUCAAGUCUGUGAAAUGUUUCUUGGGCCUGAAGAAAAAGAUCAAACCUCCAACCAGUUGGGGCUUCACAGUCAACGCUGAUAAACAACAAUGGCAUUUCUGCUGCGAGAACAGGGAGGCGCAGGUCAGCUGGGUGACAGACAUCAUCAGGAUGAAGUAUGGUUCUGACCUCUGUGCAAAGAGUGUAAACCCAAAAGAAGCUGUAGUUCACAAAUCCUCCAGAGGGGGAGCUGUGAGCGAAGGUGGGGCGAUUCUACCUCAAAACCACAAUUACAGCCAACAGCCGACAGACAGAAGGACUUCUCUUGAUGAUGGCAACCCAAGGACCGUGAAGGAUGCCAGUCUCCACCAAAAGACAAACACCGCAGCCAACUGCCCAAGGCACAAUGAAAUGCUCAAGGCCCCCGAAGUCCCACGCAGAAGAACUUCUGUGGACGCUGGCCAGCCUCAAUGCCUCCCAUCUCCGUCCCUAUCCAGACACUUACAGCCCAAGGCUUUGCCUCUUCCUCCUCAGAGUGUCUGUAAGACCACCGGCAGGAGACCCAUUCUGGGCGGGGAAGGUUUAAUGCCUCCUAGUCUGAUGAAUGAACUGAACUCAGUGCUAAAUAAGACUGGCCGCACUGCCAAGAACAAUGACUGACAGGAGGAGAAGAAAGGAGAAAGAAACGUACAUAGAAUAGUCUGUUUGAACGAUAGGAAAAACAUUACAGCACUGAGUGGAGAGACAAAGAUGUGGAGACUGACAAAGAAAGACCACACAAUGCAGAUGGAGCCAAAGUACAUUGCUUUCAUGAGGGGGAAUCAUAGCCCAAAGACUGCCUUUGAACUUGGAUAUAUAAAGAGACGCCGAUGCACUAGGGGAUGUGGAAAACAGGUGCAGGAGACAUCGGAGGUCAUGUAGACCUCAGCUUGACAUGGCACUGAACCAAGCACUACAAAACAUGAUUUAUAUGCCACUCUUCUAAACCCCUAGAAUAUGUUAAGCUGUCAAACUUCAGAAGUUUCCAGAAAUACUCCAAACUUGCUUGCUUUAUGCUUUUAUGUUUCCAGUUAAUUUGAAAAGGAAUGGAACUAUGGUCAACACUCUUUUAAUUACAAAAUUUUAGUCAACCUUUAGAUAGACAUGUACAGGAAUAUAAAGAAAAUGAUGCAUCUCAAAUACAAAAGUCUGGUUUAGGGUCCACAAGCCAAUAAUA